GUUGGAGUUUGAGUUAAAAGUCCCUCUCUCCUAAAGGCUUGAAAUAUUUAUUUUUGGUCUUCACUUGCGGUAGUUUUUGUGCAUUGCACGUAUUGAAAGAUUGCACUGUGACAAUGCGUUUGACUACUGGGGGAAAGGCACAAUGGUUACCGUUUCAUCAGCCCCAUCAACUGCUCCGACUUUGUUCCCUCUUGCGCAAUGUGGCUCCGGGACGGGAGAUAUGAUGACUCUGGGUUGCAUUGCCACUGGCUUCACGCCUGCCUCCCUCACCUUCAAAUGGAAUGACGAAGGCGGGAAUUCCCUGACUGAUUUCGUUCAGUACCCUGCGGUCCAAACCGGUGGAAGCUACAUGGGAGUCAGUCAACUCCGUGUAAAGAGAGCAGACUGGGACAGUAAAAUUUUUGAAUGCGCCGUGGAACAUUCUGCUGGUUCAAAGAAAGUACCAGUGAAAAAACAACUGCAGCGGGUCAUUCCUCCAAAUAUCACACUGUAUCCUCUCUGGGAGGAACUGGAGGUAGGAUCAAAGGUGGGAAUCCUCUGCAUCCUGAGUGGGUUCUACCCUGACAAGCUGAGUGUGGAGUGGCUGCUAGAUGACAAGACUGUGACCACAUCUCCAGUCCAGCGGAAGCUGCAGAGUGUAGAAGGUGAGGAGAAAACAUUCAGCCUGAACAGCCAGCUGGAGCUGGACCGGAGCCAAUGGACUCAAGGGUCAGAGGUCACAUGCAAGGCAACCCACAAUGCAGCACAAGGACCACCUACAGGAACACCAGUCUCCAGGACCACCAGCAUUUGCUCAGCGUUUCUCUCGUCUACUCCAUCCAUCGACCUGGAGACCCCCAGAUUCAGGACAGUGAUGACACAGACUGAGGUAACAGCUACAUGUGUAGUCCACUCUGCAUAUGACGCCAAAGUGUCCUGGAUUCUGGAUGGAAAAGACCCAACCAGCCGAACCCCAGUGAACCAGGCCAGCAGGACAACUCAGAGCAUCAGCAGUAACCUGACUCUUCCCUCAAGCCAAUGGAAAACCCUGAACACAAUAACAUGCAGAGCUGAACAUCGCUGCUUCAACUCCACAGAGAAGACCAGUAAUGUUAAAGGACCUGCAGUGAGCAGCACUACCACAGUUCUGAUCAAGAGGUCUCUCCCAGAGUUACUGAAGGGAGACAGUGCUGUGCUGGAGUGUGCCAUCACACAACUCUCCUCCAGUGACCUCUAUGUCACCUUUCAGGCCAAUGGUGUUGAUUUCCCUGAGAAACAGUAUGUGGAUCUGCCUGCCUCCAAAGGCCCCCAUUCACUCACCAGACGGUUCUCUAUCCCCAAAUCACACUGGAAGACAGACAACACUUUCACCUGUAAAGUUAACCAAGGUUUCUCCAACAGCUUGGUGUCUAGCUCCAAAGAAAUGGUGUUCUUUCCAGGUGAACUGUCCAUGGAACUCCUUCUUGUCCCCAGUGAGGAGUCGUCUGGCUCAGGGACCCAGAAACUCAUGUGUUCUGGGUGGGGCUUCAACCCUAAGAUCAAGUGGCUCUCUGGGUCUGAACAGAGGUCUGCAGCAGACAAUGAGAUAAGGAUGGGAGAAGACGGACAUGUGGCACUAACCAGUCAUAUCACAGUAACACAGCAGGAGUGGAAUGAGGGAAAGGACUUCAUCUGUGAGGUAGAUGACAAAGAUCUUCAGAAAACUGUCAGGAAGAGCACCAGUUUAUGCACAGCGUUUCCCUCGUCUACUCCAUCCCUCCACCUGGAGACCCCCAGAUUCAGGACAGUGAUGACACAGACUGAGGUAACAGCUACAUGUGUGGUCCACUCUGCAUAUGACGCCAAAGUGUCCUGGCUUCUGGAUGGAAAAGACCCAACCAGCAGGACCCCAGUGAACCAGGCCAGCAGCACAACUCAGAGCAUCAGCAGUAACCUGACUCUUCCCUCAAGCCAAUGGAAAACCCUGAACACAAUAACAUGCAGAGCUGAACAUCGCUGCUUCAACUCCACAGAGAAGACUAGUAAUGUUAAAGGACCUGCAGUGAGCAGCACUACCACAGUUCUGAUCAAGAGGUCUCUCCCAGAGUUACUGAAGGGAGACAGUGCUGUGCUGGAGUGUGCCAUCACACAACUCUCCUCCAGUGACCUCUAUGUCACCUUUCAGGCCAAUGGUGUUGAUUUCCCUGAGAAACAGUAUGUGGAUCUGCCUGCCUCCAAAGGCCCCCAUUCACUCACCAGACGGUUCUCUAUCCCCAAAUCACACUGGAAGACAGACAACACUUUCACCUGUAAAGUUAACCAAGGUUUCUCCAACAGCUUGGUGUCUAGCUCCAAAGUCAAGCUUUUUGGUGAACUGUCCAUGGAACUCCUUCUUGUCCCCAGUGAGGAGUCGUCUGGCUCAGGGACCCAGAAACUCAUGUGUUCUGGGUGGGGCUUCAACCCUAAGAUCAAGUGGCUCUCUGGGUCUGAACAGAGGUCUGCAGCAGACAAUGAGAUAAGGAUGGGAGAAGACGGACAUGUGGCACUAACCAGUCAUAUCACAGUAACACAGCAGGAGUGGAAUGAGGGAAAGGACUUCAUCUGUGAGGUAGAUGACAAAGAUCUUCAGAAAACUGUCAGGAAGAGCACCAGUUUAUGCACAGCGUUUCCCUCGUCUACUCCAUCCCUCCACCUGGAGACCCCCAGAUUCAGGACAGUGAUGACACAGACUGAGGUAACAGCUACAUGUGUGGUCCACUCUGCAUAUGACGCCAAAGUGUCCUGGCUUCUGGAUGGAAAAGACCCAACCAGCAGGACCCCAGUGAACCAGGCCAGCAGCACAACUCAGAGCAUCAGCAGUAACCUGACUCUUCCCUCAAGCCAAUGGAAAACCCUGAACACAAUAACAUGCAGAGCUGAACAUCGCUGCUUCAACUCCACAGAGAAGACUAGUAAUGUUAAAGGACCUGCAGUGAGCAGCACUACCACAGUUCUGAUCAAGAGGUCUCUCCCAGAGUUACUGAAGGGAGACAGUGCUGUGCUGGAGUGUGCCAUCACACAACUCUCCUCCAGUGACCUCUAUGUCACCUUUCAGGCCAAUGGGGUUGAUUUCCCUGAGAAACAGUAUGUGGAUCUGCCUGCCUCCAAAGGCCCCCAUUCACUCACCAGACGGUUCUCUAUCCCCAAAUCACACUGGAAGACAGACAACACUUUCACCUGUAAAGUUAACCAAGGUUUCUCCAACAGCUUGGUGUCUAGCUCCAAAGUCAAGCUUUUUGGUGAACUGUCCAUGGAACUCCUUCUUGUCCCCAGUGAGGAGUCGUCUGGCUCAGGGACCCAGAAACUCAUGUGUUCUGGGUGGGGCUUCAACCCUCAGAUCAAGUGGCUCUCUGGGUCUGAACAGAGGUCUGCAGCAGACAAUGAGAUAAGGAUGGGAGAAGACGGACAUGUGGCACUAACCAGUCAUAUCACAGUAACACAGCAGGAGUGGAAUGAGGGAAAGGACUUCAUCUGUGAGGUAGAUGACAAAGAUCUUCAGAAAACUGCCAGGAAGAGCACCAGUUUAUGCACAGCGUUUCCCUCGUCUACUCCAUCCCUCCACCUGGAGACCCCCAGAUUCAGGACAGUGAUGACACAGACUGAGGUAACAGCUACAUGUGUGGUCCACUCUGCAUAUGACGCCAAAGUGUCCUGGCUUCUGGAUGGAAAAGACCCAACCAGCAGGACCCCAGUGAACCAGGCCAGCAGCACAACUCAGAGCAUCAGCAGUAACCUGACUCUUCCCUCAAGCCAAUGGAAAACCCUGAACACAAUAACAUGCAGAGCUGAACAUCGCUGCUUCAACUCCACAGAGAAGACUAGUAAUGUUAAAGGCUCAGUGACCCCCACCGCACCAACAGCAACCCUGCUCCAGGGUCCCAGUGAGCUCGUCUGCCUGGUGCUUGGCUUCAGCCCUUCAGACAUCAACAUCACCUGGCUGCUGGACAACGUCACAGAGCUGUGGAACAACAACACUAGUACCCCCUACAGGGCACCAGGAGGAAAGUUCGGCAUCAGGAGCCACCUUAGCCUGGCACACCAGGAUUGGACACCGGGGGCUGUUUACACCUGCAGGGUGACCCACACCACCCAGACUCUGGCCCUGAACAUAUCCAAACCAGAGCUCCUUGAGGUGGAGGGUGUCUUCUUUGACGAGAACAGGUCUGAUCCCAUUCUGGCGGACACUGCAGAGGAGAACUGGAACAUGGCCUGCAUCUUCCUGGUCCUCUUCCUCAUCUCCCUCCUCUACAGCUUCACAGUCACUCUGGUCAAGACAAAAUGAUGACUUCAGGACACUUCCAUAUGAUGGAUCUCUAGGAGUUCAACUGGAAAUGAAACCUUUUAUUUCAACCUUUUCUUAUACAAUCACAACACGUUUCUUAAGAAAAUUGCAUAGUUUGAAUUUCUUACGGUUUCCUGUUGCAGGUUUGAUGACAGGGAAGUGUUCUUGUUUUUAUUCCCCACAAAGACAGACAAUGUGGAGGUGCUUACUUGCUCUCAUUUCUUGUUAAUGCAAAUUUUUGAGCAGAGAUAAAAAUGGAUGUUUAACCUCUAUUAAAUAAAGCAUACCAUUACUCUCUAUGAUGAAGUAUUUAGACACCAGUUAUUGCUGAAUUAUCUGCUGAUAAUAAAACAUUAUUUCAAACCA
Messenger RNA from Oncorhynchus keta (chum salmon), 4645 nucleotides. RefSeq lists its product as uncharacterized. Bases 143 to 4279 code for a protein of 1378 amino acids. Lineage: Eukaryota; Metazoa; Chordata; Actinopteri; Salmoniformes; Salmonidae. The transcript has 16 exons. The record is from RefSeq and is a predicted model, not a curated record.